This is a messenger RNA of Marchantia polymorpha subsp. ruderalis, 366 nucleotides long. NCBI's taxonomy places the organism in Eukaryota, Viridiplantae, Streptophyta, Marchantiopsida, Marchantiales, Marchantiaceae. The record is from the annotation of a GenBank genome assembly.
AUGUCGUACACAAUCCGCGUGAGAGUGAUCCAGACCAAGCCCUCGGUUUGGUACAGCAUCGUGGAGAAGACGAACUGGAGUGGUUCAACUUGGAGCGACGUGGAUGGCGAGCAAUUCCUGAUUAUGGAAACAAGUGGCAAGUCUGGCAUGCUGCGCUUGAAGAACCACGCGGGCGAUGUGUUUAUAGUAGCUCUAGGAGUACACAACUACAAGCGGUGGUGCGACAUUGUCGUGAACCAGAAAUCUAAUCAAACCAGCGUGGACAUUCUCCCGACUUACUACAGCAGCGGGCCAGAAACGAGAUGCUGUGGAAGCAGCUGGCGUGCAUCCAGAAUUGCACCUCCCAGGGCAGGCUCGUCAGGGUAG